Messenger RNA from Phlebotomus argentipes, 669 nucleotides. RefSeq names its product ribonuclease H1-like. The transcript has 4 exons. Gene Ontology annotation, molecular function: nucleic acid binding; RNA-DNA hybrid ribonuclease activity. Bases 34 to 516 code for a protein of 160 amino acids. NCBI's taxonomy places the organism in Eukaryota, Metazoa, Arthropoda, Insecta, Diptera, Psychodidae. The record is from RefSeq and is a predicted model, not a curated record.
UGUUAUAGAGGAGAUUUUAAUCUGUGCGCGCACAUGGUGAAUAAAAUGUCUCGUUCGUGGAGAAAUGGAGCCGAAGAUUGGGUGGAUGUCUGGCUGGACAGCUUUGGCCAAGAUGAUGGGACAUCUCCAAAUUCCAGCGGAUUUGGUGUGUUUUGGGAAGAUGGCCACCCAUGGAAUGUGUCUGAGAACGGACAAGGAAUGUCUAAAAUCCGUUGCGACAUUGCGGCUGCAAUUGUUGCCAUUCAGAUUGCCAAGAACAACAUGAUUAACACCCUUCGACUCAACACGUCUUCGGAUUUCCUGAUCAACUUUGUCCUUGACUGGAUGCCCAUCUGGAGGAACAAUAACUGGAGGGCUGCUGAUGGCGAAAGAGUGGCGAAUUGGACGCAGCUUAAGAUGCUGAGUGAUGAAUUUGAUGGAACCAUUCGUAUAUUCUGCAAUCUCGUUUCUGCCGACAAUCCAGUUUAUGGGAUGGAAAUGGCCUACAAUCUGGCUCGCAGGGCAGCUCUGAAUUGAUUACCGAGAAUAUAUAUAUCUUCAGCGUAUGAAAUUUUUUUUUAUUUUGUAUGUGAUUGAAAUAAAACCAUUUUUUCAGAAAAUGUAGAAAACCCCGUAAAAAUACUUAGGCAAUCCUAAAAAAAAAGAAAAAAAAAAAACCAUAAGGUAAUC